Nestor notabilis (Kea) is the source of this 2110-nucleotide messenger RNA. It is a transcript of the gene LMOD2, whose product is annotated as leiomodin 2 (cardiac). Lineage: Eukaryota; Metazoa; Chordata; Aves; Psittaciformes; Psittacidae. The transcript is spliced from 3 exons. Gene Ontology annotation, biological process: myofibril assembly; pointed-end actin filament capping; muscle contraction. The record is from RefSeq and is a predicted model, not a curated record. Gene Ontology annotation, cellular component: myofibril; striated muscle thin filament. Bases 49 to 1683 code for a protein of 544 amino acids. Gene Ontology annotation, molecular function: actin binding; tropomyosin binding.
UGAAUGCCUAGUCACUGCAGGUUUGUACCAGCCUGACCAAGCAGGACCAUGUCUACCUUUGGCUACAGAAGAGAGCUCAGUAAAUAUGAAGACAUUGAUGAGGAUGAGCUCCUUGCUUCUCUCACUGAAGAGGAGCUCAAGGAGCUGGAGCGGGAACUGGAGGACAUAGAGCCCGACCGUAACCUGCCAGUGGGACAACGGCAGAAGAGCCAGACAGAGAAAACACCAACAGGGACUUUCAGCAGGGAAGCGCUGAUGGCCUAUUGGGAGAGGGAAACCAGGAAACUCUUAGAAAAAGAGAGAUUGGGUGCAUGUGACAAGGAUUCCGAGCAAGAAGAAGACAAUUCAGAAGACAUUCAAGAAGAGUGUUUCACAGAAAGCAAUAGUGAAGUGUCUGAGGAGGUAUAUACUGAAGAGGAUGAUGAAGAAGAAGAUGAGGAGGAAGAUGAAGAUGAGAGUGAUGAUGAGGAUGAGGAAAAGCAAAAUGCUGCAGCUAGUAAAACACCCGAGGAUGGCAGGAGUUCUGACCACAUCAGACGCAGAAAGUGUAACAGCACAAAGGACAAUGAAAACUUACUCAAUGGCCAUGAUGGAAAAGACGCAGAUAACGUGAGCUUAAAAAGCAGUGCCAUCCACCCCUGUGGGAAUCCAACAGUUAUUGAGGAUGCUUUGGAAAAAGUUCGGAGCAAUGACCCUGACACCACAGAGGUCAAUCUGAACAACAUUGAAAACAUCACUUCACAGAUGCUUAUACAUUUCUCUCAAGCCCUGAGGGACAACACAGUGGUUAAGUCAUUCAGCUUGGCUAACACACAUGCUGAUGACAGCGUUGCAAUAGCUAUUGCGGGUAUGUUAAAGGUAAAUCAGCACAUAACUAGUCUGAAUAUUGAGUCAAAUUUUAUCACAGGCAAAGGAGUGCUGGCCAUUAUGAGAGCUUUGCAGAAUAACAAGGUUCUAACAGAACUGCGGUUCCACAAUCAAAGGCACAUUAUGGGUAGCCAGGUGGAAAUGGACAUAGUUAAACUGUUGAAAGAGAACACCACUCUGGUCAAGCUUGGAUACCACUUUGACCUCGCUGGCCCAAGAAUGAGCAUGACAAGUAUCCUGACAAGAAAUAUGGAUAAACAAAGGCAAAAGCGUAUGCAGGAGCAGCGGCAACAAGAGUCUGGUUGUGAUGGAGCCAUCAAUCCAAAGACCAAAGCCUUGCAGAAGGGGACACCUCGGUCCUCACCUUAUGUGUCACCUAAGAACUCACCUUGGUCCUCUCCAAGUCUCCCUAAGAAAGCACCACCAGUGAAAAGUCAGCCUACAGUUCCUGCACCCCCACCUCCUCCUCCACCUCCACCUCCUCCUCCUCCUCCUCCUCCUGUUAUUCCAGAGAAGAAGGCACCAACCAGGAAUAUAGCUGAAGUAAUCAAAGAGCAAGAAAGCUCAAAAAAAGCCUUACAGAACGGACAGAAAAAGAAAAAAGGCAAAAAAGGCAAAAAACAUGAGAACAGCAUAUUGAAAGAAAUUAAAGAUUCUCUAAAAUCAGUCUCGGACAGAAAAUCAGAGGAAGGUUCACGACCCUCCACCCGUCCUUCCACCCCACAAAGGUCUCUCCAUGACAACCUUAUGGAAGCAAUUCGGGCAAGCAGCAUAAAGCAAUUAAGGCGGGUGGAUGUACCAGAAGCCCUUCGAUGAAAGCCUGGACAACAGAAGGAGCAGAGCACUGUGCUGGUCGAUGGGAGGCUGCUCAUCCCUUCAGUGGUGGUAACAUAGACUGUCCUUCAGUGGUGGUAACAUAGACUGUCUAGCAAGCUGCUUCCAAAGUACCCCCUUAGAUACAAAUCAUUUCUCUUUUAUUUCAAAGAUAUAGACCUGCUAAAUACAAAACAAUGCUUUAAGGAUACAUUUGCCUUGUAAUCUGUAAAUAUGGAAAUAAUUUUUUUUUUAUUUAAUGAGAUUUCUAUUGAGAAAUUGCUGCUUAUUUAGAUAAUAUUUUCAAUAUUUGAUUGCACAUCACUGGACAAGUUCUUCACACUGAGAUGUAAUAGUUUACUAACCUGUGGUUUCUCCUUAUUUUUUUUUUUUCAUGAAUUUACAAUAAAUGUGGUUUGAAGCUUUCAAG